This is a messenger RNA of Ahaetulla prasina, 1027 nucleotides long. Its product is annotated as testis-specific serine/threonine-protein kinase 1-like. The coding region runs from base 11 to 1027 and encodes 338 amino acids. Gene Ontology annotation, cellular component: cytoplasm. Lineage: Eukaryota; Metazoa; Chordata; Lepidosauria; Squamata; Colubridae. The transcript has a single exon. The record is from RefSeq and is a predicted model, not a curated record. Gene Ontology annotation, biological process: intracellular signal transduction; protein phosphorylation; microtubule cytoskeleton organization. Gene Ontology annotation, molecular function: protein serine/threonine kinase activity; ATP binding; tau-protein kinase activity.
UCCAGAGACGAUGGAUGACGCCGAGGUCCUUAAAAAGAGAGGCUACAUUAUGGGUAUCAACCUCGGAGAAGGUUCGUACGCAAAAGUGAAAUCCGCUUAUUCAGAACGGUUGAAGUGUAACGUGGCAGUCAAGAUCAUCGAUAAGAAGAAAGCUCCCCGAGACUUCUUGGAGAGGUUUCUCCCACGAGAGAUUGAGAUGUUGGCCAGGGUGAAGCAUCACGCCAUUGUCAAGACCUACGAAAUCUUCGAGACCUCCGAAGGGAAAGUGUACAUCGUCACCGAACUCGGGGUCCAAGGAGACCUGUUGGAGUUUAUCAAGAAGAAAGGAGCCAUUCCCGAAGAGAUUGCCCGUAAGAUGUUCAACCAAUUAGCCAGUGCCAUUAAAUACUGCCACGAGUUGGACAUCGUCCACCGGGACUUGAAAUGUGAGAACUUGCUCCUGGAUAAAGAAUACAACAUCAAAUUGACGGAUUUUGGCUUCUCCAAACGCCUGUCUCGGGACGACGACGGGCGGGUCAUUCUUAGCAAAACCUUCUGCGGGUCUGCCGCCUACGCGUCUCCCGAAGUGCUCCAGGGCAUCCCCUACCAGCCCAAGAUUUACGACAUCUGGAGCAUGGGCGUCGUCUUGUUCAUCAUGGUUUGCGGCUCCAUGCCUUACGACGAGUCCAACAUUAAAAAAAUGCUCAAGCUACAGAAGGAGCACAGAGUCCAUUUUCCCCGGUCCAAAAUCCUCUCGGUGGAAUGCAAGGACCUCAUCUACCACAUGCUCCAGCCUGACGUGACUCGACGGCUGUGCAUCGAUGAGGUUUUGAUGCACGUCUGGAUGCAGGAACCCAAAGCCGCUUCGGACUCCAUGCUGACCAAAUCGGGCGAGAGCUCGCAACAUCAGAACCAGAUCCGAUCCCUCUUCGGCAAGGAAAGCAUUUCGCAGCCUUCGGAUAACGAACAAGUGAAACAAGAAAUACGACACGAGGAUCUGGAGAAUCUAGACAAUAUCUCUGACCAGAUGCAAAGGACUUCCCUUUGA